Messenger RNA from Tetrahymena thermophila SB210, 3534 nucleotides. Its product is annotated as Serine/Threonine kinase domain protein. The transcript has a single exon. Gene Ontology annotation, molecular function: ATP binding; protein kinase activity. Gene Ontology annotation, biological process: protein phosphorylation. The record is from RefSeq and is a predicted model, not a curated record. Lineage: Eukaryota; Ciliophora; Oligohymenophorea; Hymenostomatida; Tetrahymenidae.
AUGGACGAUACAAUUUCUUCUUUUGGAACAUUUGCUUCUCCAGUCAAGCCAAAUUCUAAAUUAAAUGAUUUCAAGAUUCUAUGUAAAUUAGGCGAAGGAUCAUUUUCAACUGUGUUUAAAGUACUCCGUUUAGUAGAUAACAAGAUUUAUGCCAUGAAGAAGGUUUAAAUGAGCAGAUUAAAUGAAAAGGAAAAAGGAAAUUCUUUAAAUGAAAUAAGAAUUUUAGCUUCAAUAAAGUGCGAUCAUAUUAUAGAAUACAGAGACAGCUUUUUUGAUGAUUAAUCAGACACACUUUGUAUAGUUAUGGAGUAUGCAGGUAGUGGUGAUUUACUUCAAAAAUUAAAAGAGUAUAAGCUAAUAAAUGAAAAAUUACUUGAGGAUGGAUAAAAUGAAACAAGUGAGAGCCAGGUAGAACAAGAUUCAUCUCCAAAAGAAGAAAGUGAUAAAAGUUCUCGUUCUUAAGAGAAAAACAAGCGCAUAUACAACAAACUCAAUUAAUAAAAUGAAAGUAUUAAAUCAAAGAAAUCAUCAAUAUAAGAAAACUCAAGUAAGUCUGUGGUGUAAGAUAAGCAAUAAUAGAUGGUUUUUAUGGAUGAAGAGUUGAUUUGGGAUUAUUUUAUUCAAUGUUUGAAAGGUUUAAAGUGCUUGCAUGACUUGAAAAUCGUACAUCGUGAUUUAAAAUGUGCAAAUAUAUUUAUAGGUGAUAAUAAUAUUAUUAAAAUUGGAGAUCUAAAUGUAUCCAAAGUUACAAGAAGGCCAGAGUAAAUGGCUAAAACGCAAACAGGUACUCCUUAUUAUACUGCACCUGAAGUGUGGAAAGGGUUGUCUUAUAACUAUAAAAGCGAUGUUUGGUCUUUGGGAUGUAUAAUAUAUGAGCUUUCCGCUUAAAAGCAUCCUUUUAAAGGAAAUACAAUUGAAGGGCUAUUUACUAAUAUAAUGAAAGGAUAGUAUGAAAGAAUACCAAGUUUUUAUUCUGAAGAAUUAGCUUUUGUUAUAUCUUAAUGUUUGCUUUAGAAUCCCAAGCUGAGACCAGGAUGCGAUCAGCUUUUAAAAUUGCCUGCAUUUGCUUCAAGACUGUAAAAAUAUGAAGAAAAGUAUAGGUAGUAUUUGCAAAAUCAUAACAAGUAAAAAAUUCAUUCUAACUUCCUUAAUGUGACAUCGUAAAACCAUCUUGAGUUUACCCCCUAAAGAGUAUAAAAGACCAACACUGAAGGACCCCAUCUUAUCGAUACUAUUAAUAUGCCUUCUAACUUAAAAUAGUUGUCUGCUCUCUUACCUAAAUCUAACUAUGAAGAUACCCCAAUUUAACUUCCUUCAAUAAGUGAAUUUGAUGAAAAUAUUGUUAAUAACAAUAAUCAUUUGCACAAUAAAAGCAACUUCAUGAAAUUAAGAGCUUCUGUUCAAAAAGUUUCUGAAUUUGAUUAGCUUGAGAAGAUAUCUUCUGCAGAUUCUUCAUCAUCAUCUUCCUCACCAUCAGCAGCUACAAACAGAAUAACCAAGAAUUUCAAGGAUAAUAAUGAACUGUAAAAUGAUCAAUUAAAGACCUCGUAGAUGCACCAAGAUAAUAUAUUUUAAGCUUUAUUGGACCUUCAACCAGCUGAUAUUCUUAAUCAAAAAUUAACUUUAACUUAGUAAUAAAAGGAAACUACAAAAUUAACAAAUAAAAAGAUGAGUUAGCUCUAACCUUAUCAUGAUUUAGUCAAUGAUUCUCCAAUACGUUUUAAUCUUCAAAAGGUAUAGAUGGAAAACAAAAAUUAAGAGCAGAAAAGUGAUGAAAAAAAAGAAAAUAGCGAAAGAAAGAAUAUAACUCUAUAGAAAAUAGAUUUCAUUAAUGAGCAAAAGAAUCACAGUGGCUUGAGUUAAAAUAAUAAUACUAAAAAUACAAUAAGUACAAAUGCCCAGACUUUCAAAAAUAAUGAUGCAAGCAAUAAAAAGUAAAGCUACCAAACAUCAUCAAAUAAAAAUGAAGAAGGCAUAACCUCAAGAGGCUCUCCUAAUAUUUCUUUAGUUGAAAACAUUAGCAUUUAAGAAAAAAACCCAACUUUAAAUUCUUAAAAUAAUAGCUUAGAAGUCAUUAGCAACUACAUGAAGAAGUUAAAGAUGCGUCCUCAAAGCUCUGCAAUUAGAAAUUGUAUUACAGUUGAGUGCUAAAACAACUCUAGCAAAUGCAGUAGUAUUUUAAAUGUAGCUCCUCAUCCUUCUCAACAAAAUUUAGAAAUAAAUUAAUAGUAAACUCUAAUUACAGAAGAGACAUGCCCAAAAUUCAUUGUUCCUAAUGUUAGAUAUUCCCAAAAUUCUAGUAAUAUUAUCUAAACAUAGAGCACUUUUGGGGAAGAGAGUUUUCUCAAUAAAAAGCUAAAAAACGUAAAUGGCUAUUACAAUGAUGUGAGAAAUUAUCGUAUUCGCUAUGCUAGAUAAGGAUCUAAAGAUAAUAGGAUAUAAGCUAGUAAUAUAAAUUCUAAUGUAAAUUCCUCUUUCAAUAAUUAUAAUAAUAAUAACAGUUCAUUUAACAAUAACUACAAUAGUAAUGUAAAUAAUUCAUUUAAUAACUAUAACUACAAUAAAAAAAUAUUAAAAUCUGAGGAAGACUCUACAAGCUAUUCACCAUCGGCUUUAGCAAGAGGAUUUAUUGUUCCUUAUAGUGCAAUUUAGCAUGAUAAAAAUUCUAGAAUUAGCACUAUUAUUUCUUCAUCUUCUUAAUAACCCCGUAGACUUCCUUCUUCUGGUAGAAAUAACCAGAAAAAGAGCUAUUCACCUAUAAAUAAAAUAACUUAAUUCACUUAAUUAAUGAAAAGAUAUUUACCUAAAGGAAUGCUCAAAAACUGUCCAGUUUCAAAUCAGGAAAGAAAUAAUUCUAACAAUUCUUCUAUCAACUAAAAUAAUCACAGAAGUCCUAUAGUAUAUUAAAAGACCCCUAAUUCAGCUAAAUAUCCUUCUCAUAAAAUAGCAGCUGCAGCAGCUUUUAAUACAAGUUUAGUUUCAUAGCUAAAUAAUAGCUCCAUAAACAGUAACAACUACUCAUUUAAUAACCAAAAUAUAUCUCCUGUCAUCACUUCUAAUAAAGAAAAUGUAAAUACAGCAAAUAUUCUUGACAACAGCUUUGCUUUGAUUCGUCAUUAAGCAAGAUAAAAUAUCUAUAAAAAUAAUAAUUAGUAAAAUGGUGGAGUUAGAGCUGUUUAAUACGAAAAAAAUUUUUUUAAUAACAACAACAAUAACAAUCAUUUGAAUUGUAACACAAAUCAUAUCUAAAUAGUUAAAAAACUAGGAAACGUAAAUAAUGUUUUAAACUCUCAUACUUACAACAUAAAUCGCUCAUCUCCACCUAAAAAAGCCUAAUAAAAAGAUUCAUAGCAUAGAAAAAAUAUUUUCUAUCACCCAAAUUAUAUAAAUUGUUUAAAUUAAAAUAUUAAUAGCUCUAUUGUGUAAAAAGUGGCUUAUGUGCAAAAUCCAAAAAGUUUAAACUCUAAAAUUAGCACUUCCAACAACCAAAGCAGCUCUCAAGAAAGAAAAUAAAUUAAAUAAAUCUUGAGGUGA